Messenger RNA from Prorocentrum cordatum, 3726 nucleotides. The record is from the annotation of a GenBank genome assembly. NCBI's taxonomy places the organism in Eukaryota, Dinophyceae, Prorocentrales, Prorocentraceae.
CGCCCCCGCGCGCCGGCGGCGAAGGCCCGCGCGGCAGCGGAGGGCCUCAGGGGAGGAAAAGGUGUCGGGCUCUCCUGGAGCCGCGCCAUGGAACAACCACAUCGGCUGACGUCUUGGGCCGCGCCCGGCGGCCGGAUGCCCGGGCAGCAGCCCGGGGGCGGCGGGGCGGAGGGCGCGGCCGCGGCGGGGCGGACGAGGCGCAUGCGGACUGGCCUGCUCGGGUCCAGGCGGAUGAUGUCUGGGUCGUCCCACGCGCAGGGCCCGGACGCCACCUGCCUUCUGCGUGCGUCGCCGGCCUCGCAGGCCGCCCCGGCCGACGAGGGGGCGGCCGCCAGCCUGGGCGGGCAGAGGCGCCUGCUGGCGGAGCUGCGCCACCUCGGCGCCGGGCAGCGGCGGCUGGAGGCGGCGCUGGCCGACCUGCGGAGCUUCAUGGACCAGGCGCUCCAGGGCGGCUGCCCGGAGGUGCCCGCGCGCCGGCCCGCCCCGCGGAGCUGCCGGGGCGGCGAGGAGGCGUCGGAGUCCGGGAACAGCCCGCGGGCGGGGGCCCGCGGCGCCGCGGGACUUCCCGGCGGCAGCCCGGACUCCAGCGACGGCGACCAUUCCGACGCCGCCAGCGCGCCGUCCGAGGGCGGCCGGCGCCAGCAUCGUGGCCCGAGUGGCCAGCAACCAUCCAGCUGCACGACGUGCUGGACCAGCGUGUAGCGAAGGAGUUGCCGCCCUCCAAGUCGAUGGAGCCGAUGGUGCCCUCGAUGGGGAGGGACUUCCACAUGAAAAUGAGCCUGCUGUCCCAGGAGGGGCUCAACCGACGUUUGAAGUCGUGCACUCCUGUCUUGGACCCUGAGCUGAAGGUUUUGAUACCUCACAAGAUUCUGCUAUUGUUAGUCAUGCUCCACGAUAUGGUCGUGAUCCCAUACAUCCUGGCGUGGGAUGUGCCCUUCACGGGUGAGACUCUGGAUAGCGCAGAGAUCGCGGUGGCAUUUUGGAUUUUGGACAUCUGCCUCUGCUUCUUCAUCGGCUUCUACAAGGACGGCGAGCUGGAGAAACGCUGGAGGGUGGUUGCCCGGAACUACUUCACCACGUGGUUCUUCCCCGAUCUUCUCGCGAUCGUUUGUGACUGGGCGAGCCUGCACGAGCUCUUGUCGGAGGGAAGGGGGGGCACCCGCUUUACCCUUCGGGUGCCCGGCCUCCUGCGAGCUCACAAGCUCGUGAACAUGUACAGCGCCGUCUUGGACAAGGUGCUUUCGGAGGGCAAGCGUAUGGCCAUCCAGAGCUGCGGCGUGGUGGUCUUCAUCCUCUGGGUGAACCACAUCAUCUGCUGCACGUGGUAUUCCAUUGGCAGGAAUGCGCCGACCGACACCGGUGGGCGCUGGCUGGAUUCGCUGGACUUUAACAGUAUCGAUCACUUCGACGCCACGCACACUCUCUACAGAUAUGUAACCGCGUUUCACUGGUCGAUCGGGUCCAUCACAGCUGGCGGAGUGGAGAAUCUUUUUGCAUUGAACAGCUAUGAGCGCUCGUUCAGCAUUCUAGUCCUGGUUGGCGGGCUUUUUUUAUUCAGUUCACUCAUUUCCACCUUCUCGGCAACGUUAACUCAGCUGAAACUGAUUGAGCAAGAGAAGACACAGCAUCUGCGAGCCCUUCGCCAGUAUCUGAGCCAGAACAACGUGAACGAGCACCUGAGCAUACGUGUGCAGAGACAGGUAGCAGAGCGCAUGCGCAGGAGAGACCGGCUGAUAGAGAAGAACGUGAAGGCCCUGUCGAUGCUCUCCCUGACCAUGCGGGCCGAGCUGCGCGGGGACGUCAUGGGGCCCUACCUGACGAAGCACCCCCUCAUCCGAGUCUGCAGCUUCGUGGACUGGCGCAUCGUGCAGGACAUCUGCGGCGAGGCCCUCGACCGGCACCUGAAGAUGCCCGGCGACAACCUCUUCGUGGCCGGGGGGCCCGCCGCCACGGAGGCCUUCCUCGUCAUCUCCGGCCGCCUGGAGUACUUCCUGCGGGCCAGCUCUGGCCUCGUGGAGGCGGACCUCAAGGAGGACAUCUGCGCGGGCGCCUGGCUGUGCGAGGCGGCCCUGUGGACGCAGUGGGCCCACGUCGGCAGCGCCGACGCGGUCGAGGCGAGCGACGUGCUGGUGAUAAGCACGCAGGCCCUCCUGAGGGAGCUCCUCAAGAACAGCGUCAUCGCGACCAUCGUGCGGGAGUACGGCCGCCAGUUCCACGCGCGGCUCAUCGCCUCCUCGCCUCCGUGCUCCGCGUGGCCGACCGACAAGGAGAUACCCUUCACCGACUUCGGCGAGCUGGUGCUGUCCAUGACCCCGCAGGUGCAGACGCUGGUGGCCUCGAUCACGCUGGAGGGCGUGCGGCGGAGCCACCCGCACAGCUUCCCCCCCGGCACACUGGACAGGCUCGAGGACGAGGUCGGCGAGCAGAAGUGCGCGGUCAUCAUGACGUCUGGCGGAGAGCUGGAGCGCGCGGUGACGCUGAGCGCGCUGCACCUGGAGCGGGGCGACGGGCGGAUCCUGGUGCACGUCGGCAAACAGCUCAGCGGGGAGCUGGUGCCGGUGUGCCAGCUUCCUGGAGCCAAGCACGGCAAGGACGGAAGCUCAAACGGGGCCGUGGAGCAGCUGCUGGCGCGGCUCUACCCGCUGGUGGGCUCCACGCACUUCACGCGCGUGGCGGAGCGGACGGUGGAGUACAAGGACUCGCCGACAUUUCACCUGCGCACCCGCUACAUGCGCGCCGUCCACUUCGCCAGGGUCGAGACGCCCCCGGAGACCUGCUGCCUGCCGCUGCCCCCGCGGGACGCCGCGUCGGCCCCCGCAAUGGAGGUCUUCGGCCUCCAGUGCGAGAGCCCGAACCUGACAGGGUACGACUUCUACACGUGGAUGCACGAGGGGGACUUCCUCUCGAAGAGCCAGGACCUAGGCAGCAGCGAGGCCGAGAUCAUGAGGAUCCUCGAGGCCCUCGACACGAGCGCCGUGCGGGCGCCCACGCUGCGGGUCUCGCGCCAGACCAGCGAGGAGAAGCUGGGGCAGGCGGACGGCGCCAGUGGCGGCACCCCGCGGCACUGCGCCGGGGAGGGCGUCGUGGUCACCAUGGUGCAGGCCUCGGGGCUCAGGGGCGGGGACGUCUACUGCAAGUGCACGGUCGAGGGGCCGCGCGCUCAGAGCAGAGCGGAGAUCGGCUUCUCGUUCGUCAAGACCCACGUGGUGAGCAACAGCGCCGAUCCCGAGUGGAACUCGCAGCACGUCCUGCUGGGCGCCGGGCCGGGCGACGUGCUGCGGCUCGAGGCGUGGGACGCGAGCGCGUGGCCGCAGCCCCACGACCUGCUCGGCACGGCCCUCCUGCGGCUGGCGCCAGACCGGGUCUCUGACCGGGGCGUGAUCACGGAGGAGCUGCGGCUGGAUGCGGGGGGCUCGCUGACCGUCCGGGUGUCGGGCCUGCGCGCGGACGCGGCGGCGCGAGUCGGCCCGCUGCCGAGCCUGCGCAGCCAGGAGAAGCUGAAGGAGCGGGGGAGGGCAGACCCUCCUCGCCCGCGGCGCCCGAGGCCGCCGAGCUGCCGCCGCCGGAAUUCCACGGCCGCCCCGCCGAGGCUCGGGGGGCCGAGCUGGGUACGGAAAGGCGGACUGCUGGGCCGUGCCGGAGCUGCCCCGCCCGGGCGCGCUGCCCCCCGGGCGGCGCGCGGCCGCGGCCGCGCGGGGGCCUGGCGGGGGCGCCAGCCCGGCGAGC